UAAAAAGAAAAUGGCAUCUUCUAAGAUAUUAAGAACAAGGAUGUUCAUUGUGGAUACAACGAAUGCUGGUUGUUAUUAUAUUGAAUCAUUAAUGGGAAUUUCAUCCUUGGAAACUAUUGUCUAUCUUAGGAUAUAUCCCAUACUAUUGAUUCUCGGUUAUAUAGGAAAUUCUCUUGGUAUUCUAACUUUGUUACUCAACGCUUACAAGGCAAAUAAGAGGGAAAACUUAAUUCGUACUCAUUCACGUAAUAAUCUUUCAUUCGUAGAAAAGUUCCGACGUAUUUUCUUCAAUCUAUUUUUUUGUUCUUCUUCAAGGACUUAUAAUCCUUCGCUCAUGGAUCCAUACAAUACACCAUCUCGUCUAUCUGAUAUGGCAGGCGCUGAAUUAUUAUACGCCAGUUAUUUUGGUUUCAAUUUGCUAACAAUUAUAAUUUUUACUACCUAUCCCUUAUUCAACUAUCAUUUAAAAAGUAUCCAUACCAGUCUUCAUAGACAAAUAUGGUUAGGAUUUAGGUGGAACAAUUAUAUAUCUAAUUAUUACUACAUCUUGAUGCAGGUAAGUAAAAGCACGGGUUUUUUGAUAUCGGUAUGGAUGUGUGUUUACUGUUACUCAUUGGCUUGUCAUAGAGAAUAUCUUAAAUUCUUUUGGCCUAAAAAAAUUAAAUACGCAAUUAUAGCAAUUUUAUUAUACCUUGUAAUCCUGUUUGCUCCUGUAAUUUUUUGGCAUAAAAUACUAGUGGGGAGAAUUUGCGAUGAAUAUGAAAUAGAUAAUGAUCGUAUAACAGGAAAGAAUGAACAAAAGUUACCGUCAUAUAUUUUUUAUUUCAAGAUUUAUAAACUAUAUAGUUCAGCAAUGUGGAUAACUUAUCAACUUGCGAGGGAACUUUUUGUCACAUUUAUUCCUUUUCUUAUUAUGGGCUAUGCAUAUAUUAAUGUAAUCAUUAAAAUUAAAAAAUCCAACUCUAUUAGGCAUACACCAAUAAACUUUAUAAAUAAUUAUCAAGAGCAAACCAACUCAUCUAUGUUUAUUGUUGGAGAAGCCUCAAAAAAAUUAAAUGAUUAUAAAAUUAACAACUCUCAUAAAUUAUCGGGAAAAGAACCAGAACUUAACAAAUCUCGAUAUACAGAAGAACGAGAGAAUACAUCUAAAAAUUGCAAGAUAAAGCCAAUUUUCACGAAUCCAGAUUCCUUACCCACUGAAAAAAGAGUCACAAAUAGUACGAAUUUCCCUUCCACAAGCCGAAGCGGGAUAAAUAAUAGGAUAGAUAGUAGGUUAUUAUAUCGGUUAGAUAAUCGGCCAACCAUUUUGUUAAGCAGAAGUUUACGAAUAAAUUUACUUACAAUGAGUCUCCUGGUUUUUCAAAGUGCGGCAUUUGUAUUACCAUCGUUAUUGAUUACUUUAAUUAGGGAUUAUUCUUUGCGAUUUGAAGUGUCUACCUUGCACAAAAUCAAUAUUAUUUACGAUCUAAUAAAUGUUAUAAAUGUUAUAACAUUGUUUUAUCUUGAAGUGUUGUGCAAUCCUGAUUAUAGGAAAAUUCCUAGCUACGCCACUGCCUUCUCUUAUAUGACGACAAAUGUUAUAAGAGAUUUGUCUGAAGUUUCUUAUGUAUGCACCACUGCUGAUUGUUGGAGUGGUCAUCGAAGGGCUUUUAUUGGACUUACUAUACAUUGGCUGGAUCCGUUAACCCUCAAGAGAAGGACAGCCGCUUUGGCACUGAGGGGGAUAAUUGGGAGGCAAACAUAUGAUGUUUUGGCCAACGAAAUCAUAGGUAUCCACAAAGUUUUUGGAGAAAAUGAAGAAGAUAGUAGUGAGGAUAUGGAAUUGAUAAAUUUGGAUGACAUAUUAUCCGUUGAUGACCCAAUUAUUCCUACUAUCAGCCUACCAAAACAUCAACGUUGUUGUUGCCAUAAUCUUAACCUUAUUGCAACAACAGAUGCGGAGAUGGCAGAUAUUAAUAAACAAAAUAUGUCGUCAAAAAUGGCGGAUAUUUUAUUGGAGAAAUUAGGAAGAUAUUUAAUAGCUCCCAACAAGACAAGAUGGAAUUCUUAUUACCAAUCCAUGAAAUUAAUAGAUAAGAUGCUUUCUGAAAAGUUUUCAGAAGUAAAACAAGUAUGUGAUCAAAUUGGAUUUGCAAUGUUUAGGCAAGAGGAAUGUUUUUUUGUUAAAGAGUAUGCAACAGUUAUGGAACCUUUGGCGAUCUCGUUAAAAAUCUUGGAACGAGAGGAUAAUAGCAGGGAUAUAUAA
Molecule: messenger RNA, 2245 nt
Organism: Gordionus sp. m RMFG-2023
Lineage: Eukaryota; Metazoa; Nematomorpha; Gordioida; Chordodea; Parachordodidae
Exons: 8
Coding region: 11-2245 (744 amino acids)
Source: RefSeq, a predicted model, not a curated record